AUGUCCAAAAUGAAAAACAUUCCGAAUAACUUAACCAAAUGGGAUCUGUCAGAGGAUUCCUUGGCACCGUUAACCAAUUAUCAAAAAGAAUGUUUAUUAAAUUUAGAAGAAGAAUUAUUUCCUGAGAGCAAGGUGAAGACUGAAGAAGCAAGUGAUACCACAUGCACAAGUGAAGAAACUAAGAAAUCAGUACAAAUAGAAAGCUGUCAAGAUCUGUUAGAACAUUAUGCCACAUUAGAAAAAAAGUGUAUGGACAAAAAAGAUGUAAAAUACAUGUUGUACCUUAAUGAACUUCAAGCUAGGCAACAAGAAUGUCGCGAACUUUGCAUUCAAAUAGAAGAAGCAUUAGAAGAUUUCACCAUGUUGUUUAAACAAUAUUCAGAAGUUUCUGAUAAGACUAUGUCCCUUUAUGAUGCCAGUGAGCAACUUGACUCUGAUCAACGGAAGCUAAAUUCUACAAUAGAAAACAUCACAGAAUAUGUGAAGUAUUUUAAGGACAUUGAUGUAAUGAUGGAGAAACUUGAAGCACCUACAUUAUCAGUGAACAGUGAAAUGUUCUUUAAUAUACUAGAUAAAAUUGAUAGAAAUAUAGAUUUUGUGCAAAAUAAUCCCUCAUUUAAAGAAAGCAACACUUAUUUAAUCAAAUAUAAACAUUGUCAAUCUAAGGCAAUAUCUAUGAUACAAAAUUAUAUUUUUAAUUUGUUUAGCAAAACAACAGAAAGUAUUUUAAAUUUGAGAGAGAAUGAUGAUUCCCAGGAUAAUGCAGAUGCAGCCUUGGCUCUUUUUUAUGGAAGAUUUCAAACUAUUUUGUCAAAAGCCAGACCAGUUAUAGAACAAAUUGAAUCAAAGUCUUAUAAAAGACAGGAGUAUGAUAGCUUAUUAUCAGAGUGCCAUCAAUAUUAUUGGAGUCAAAGGGGAUUAGUAUUGGGUAGUAGUGUACAAAAGUCUCUAAUGUCUGUAAAGGAAAAAUACAAUGGUGAUCAUUGCAGUUUGGUAAGAAAUUCAUGUGCAUUAUUAUUACAUGCAUCAAUGGAUGAAUACAAAUUAUUUUAUGAAUUCUUCUCUAAGCGAACUAAUGGUUUAACAGCAUAUCUUGAAAGUUUAUGUACUUCCUUGUAUGAUACACUGAGACCAUUUAUAAUCCAUAUUAACCAUCUGGAAACAUUAGCUGAAAUUUGUUGCAUCUUAAGAAUUGAAAUGUUAGAUGAACAUGUUCAAAAUAAUUUUGAACCUUUGGAAGGUUUUGGAAAUAUUUGUUUACAAUUAUUACAUGAUGUACAAGAGAGGCUUGUAUUUCGUGCACAUCUUUAUUUGCACUCUGAUGUUGCAAGUUAUAAUCCAUCACCUGGUGAUUUAGCAUAUCCAGAGAAAUUAAAAAUGAUGGAAGACAUAGCAGAAUCAAUCAGAGAAGAGACUUGGCAAACAAAAAUGAAAAAAAUAUCUAUUUCAUCUAAUGAUGAUAACAUUGCAGAAUCUGUGUCCAGAAAUCACAUAGAAAUGGACUCUAUUUAUCAAAAAUCACAUAUAGGCAAUUCACCAGCAGAUCUUCAUGGAAUGUGGUACCCUACUGUCCGUAGGACAUUAGUGUGUCUAUCAAGAUUAUACAGAUGUGUGGAUAGAUCUGUUUUUCAGUCUCUAAGUCAGGAAGCAAUAUUACUUUGUGUUAACAGUAUAGAAACUGCAAGCCAAGAGAUUGAAAAAAGGGCAACAUCCUUAGAUGCACAACUUUUUCAAAUAAAACAUUUGCUCAUAUUACGUGAACAAAUUGCACCAUUUCAGGUGGAUUUUACUAUUAAAGAAUACAGCUUGGACUUCUCUAAAGUUAAGACAGCAGCAUUUGGUUUACUAGAAAAAAGUUCAAGACUUUUUACAUUGUCAAAUAAUGCACUGUUAGAAUUUUUAUUAGAAGGUGCACCACAAAUGAAGGAGCAGCUAGUAGACUCAAGGAAGCAUGUGGAUAAUACAUUAAAAUAUGCUUGUCAACAUCUCAUACAGCAUGCAACAUUUUUAUUGAUACAUCCAAUUUUGAAAUUAUUAGAAAAGGAAAAAUUACAUGCUGGUAAUUCAGAGGCAUCUCAAGAACAUGCUCUGGGGAGUGCACAAGAUGUUGCUGCUGCAAUUAGCGAGGUAUUGCGGAUAAUUAAAUUUAAGUGUCCUGAAAUUCAACAACUGAUGCAACUAUAUCUUUCUAAUAAAGAGACAGAGUUUAUUUUAUUUAGACCAGUAAAAAACAAUGUCUGUGCUGCAUUUACUCAGCUAUAUCAGAUAUUGAGUAAAUAUUAUAAUUCAGAAGAACUUCUAUUAAUUGCAUGUCCAUUACCAGAACAAAUUUCUGUCAUGCUAAGCUCAUCCAGUCUUACUCAUGGAAAACAUGCACAGACUGUGAAUAAAACGUAG
Messenger RNA from Habropoda laboriosa, 2397 nucleotides. It is a transcript of the gene Cog3, whose product is annotated as conserved oligomeric Golgi complex subunit 3. Gene Ontology annotation, biological process: Golgi organization; intracellular protein transport; intra-Golgi vesicle-mediated transport. NCBI's taxonomy places the organism in Eukaryota, Metazoa, Arthropoda, Insecta, Hymenoptera, Apidae. The coding region runs from base 1 to 2397 and encodes 798 amino acids. The record is from RefSeq and is a predicted model, not a curated record. Gene Ontology annotation, cellular component: cis-Golgi network; membrane; COG complex. The transcript has a single exon.